Messenger RNA from Ahaetulla prasina, 4348 nucleotides. It is a transcript of the gene NLN, whose product is annotated as neurolysin. The transcript is spliced from 13 exons. Gene Ontology annotation, molecular function: metalloendopeptidase activity. Bases 221 to 2200 code for a protein of 659 amino acids. NCBI's taxonomy places the organism in Eukaryota, Metazoa, Chordata, Lepidosauria, Squamata, Colubridae. Gene Ontology annotation, biological process: peptide metabolic process; proteolysis. The record is from RefSeq and is a predicted model, not a curated record. Gene Ontology annotation, cellular component: mitochondrial intermembrane space.
AGGGCGCGCGACGCCGAGCUCAGCUAGGGCGGAAGUGACUCCGCCGCUCUCCCCCGAGUCGCCGGCCGAGCUCUGAACGGCACGUGGUGGAGGUGGUGGUGGUGGGAGAGCCGGUGUGCCUUCGCUUGUGGUGAGGGGAAAGCGGUGGAGGCGGUGAUUGCGAAGGCUCGGGUCGGCCGGCUGGAACGCGGUUUGGCCAGUUCUCCUCCUUUUUCGCUCGAUGCUGUCCUUGAGCAUUUCUGCGUGCCGAAGCUUGAGCAGAGCUAGAAACUCAAGGAUUUUACUCAAAAUGACAUUAGGAACAGAGAUUACAUCAUUUCUCAAGGUGUCUUCUUAUAGCGGAGCUGACCAAAAUUUCCUGAAAUGGGACCUCUCACCUGAGCAGAUUAGAACAAAAACUGAAGAACUUAUCAAGAAAGCAAAGCAAGUUUAUGACAAAGUUGGCAUACUUGAUAUGGAAGAAAUCACUUAUGAGAACACCGUACAGACUCUAGCAGAUUUAGAAGUGGAAUAUUCAGUGGAAAGGAGCAUAUUGGAUUUCCCACAACACGUAUCCCCUGAUAAAGAUGUCCGUGCAGCAAGUACCGAAGCUGAUAAAAAGCUUUCUCACUUUGAUGUUGAGAUGAGCAUGAGAAAGGAUGUGUUCCAAAGGAUUGUCCAUUUACAGCAAAUGUGUAACCCUGAGAUUUUAAAACCAGAAGCUAAAAGAUACUUAGAGAAGUCAAUAAAAAUGGGGGAAAGGAAUGGGCUUCACCUUCCUGCAGAAGUCCAGAAUGAAAUCAAGACAAUCAAGCAGAAGCUGAGUGAAUUAUGUAUAGAUUUUAGCAAAAAUCUCAAUGAAGAUAAUACAUUUCUGAUAUUUUCUCAAAAUGAACUUCUCUUGGCUGCUUGUUCCUGUGCUCUUGAAAAGGAAAAUGCUGACAUUCUUCGACAGCUUCUUCCUUUGAGGGCAAAACUAGCUGAACUUCUGGGUUAUAGCACACAUGCAAGUUUUGUUCUUGAAAUGAACACUGCAAAAAUAACAGACAAUGUUAUAACAUUCUUAGAUGAUCUAAGUAAUAAGCUAAAACUUUUGGGUGAAGAAGAGAGAGCAUUUAUUUUAAAUCUGAAGAAAAAGGAAUGUGAAGAAAUAGGUGUUGAAUAUGAUGGAAAGAUUAAUGCAUGGGAUCUACAUUAUUACAUGAAUCAGACAGAAGAGCUCAAAUAUUCUGUAGACCAAGAGAAGCUGAAGGAGUAUUUUCCUAUUGAAGCAGUCACAGAAGGCUUGCUGAAAAUUUACCAGCAGCUGUUGGGACUUGUAUUUGAACGAGUGGAAGAUGCUCAUGUUUGGCAUGAGAGCAUUACUCUUUACACAGUGAAAGAUAGCUCAACCGGAGAAAUUCUGGGGCAGUUCUAUUUAGACCUGUACCCAAGAGAAGGAAAGUACGGGCAUGCUGCAUGCUUUGGUCUUCAGCCUGGCUGUCUUCUUUCUGACGGCAGCAGAAUGAUAUCAGUAGCAGCUCUUGUAACUAAUUUCACAAAACCAACCUUAGAUCGCCCAUCAUUGCUGCAGCAUAAUGAAGUGAAAACUUACUUCCAUGAAUUUGGGCACGUAAUGCACCAGAUAUGUGCUCAGACUGAUUUUGCUAGGUUUAGUGGAACUAAUGUGGAAACGGAUUUUGUAGAAGUACCUUCACAAAUGUUUGAAAACUGGGUUUGGGAAAAAGAACCAAUACAACAAAUGUCCAGACAUUAUAAAGAUGGAAGUCGGGUCCCCGAUGAUCUCCUUGAGAAAUUAGUAGCUUCUAGACUAGCCAACACAGGUCUUCUGACUCUUCGUCAGAUUGUUUUGAGCAAGGUUGAUCAAGCUCUUCAUACCCAGUCUUCAGCUGAUCCUGCCGAAGUAUAUGCCAAAUUCUGUGAAGAAAUUUUGGGUAUAUCUGCAACCCCUGGUACAAAUAUGCCAGCUACCUUUGGUCAUUUGGCAAGUGGGUAUGAUGGACAAUAUUAUGGAUACUUGUGGAGUGAGGUGUUUUCUAUGGAUAUUUUUUACAGUAGCUUUAAAUGUGAAGGGAUAAUGAAUCCCAAGGCUGGAAUGAAAUACAAAAAUCUUAUCUUGAAGCCUGGAGGCUCAUUAGAUGGGAUGGACAUGCUCCAAAACUUUUUAGGUCGUAAGCCAAACCAAAAAGCAUUUUUACUGAGUAAAGGAUUAUGUACUUAGUAAAACUAUGAAUUUUUUGACAAAAAACAUCACCUAGGAGACCAUCUUAAAAUACUAUCAUGAAAAUUUUAAAAAGACACUUUGUUAGGGAAUGUGUACUUGAGGUUUUAAAUGUAUUUUAUUACCAGUUUUCAAAAUUAUAAUUCUCAUUUUCAUCUCAAACUUCAUACAGAAUCAUGAUACAGUAUUUUUUUUACUUGUUAACAAUAUUUGUGCACUGUGUUAAAUCGAAAGAAAAAUAUUGUUGCAAUUUUACAUGGUAGGUGCCAUAACAUUAAGCAUUUUGUACAUUUUUAGAUUUGAAUAACAAAAUAAUCAUUACAUUUCAGCCUUGUUAGCAAAUUUUAUCAAAAUAUUUUAUUCUCUUUUUGAACUCUAAUGAACUCUAGCCCAAUGUCCUGAAGGACUCAUCAAAUCCUGACAUACUUGAUUAUUUUCCAUGGACACAGGGGCUCAAAUUCACAGAAACAACUUCCAAAAUGUUUCUUUUUUCAAUUAUGAUGUGAUCAGAAAUAUAGACUCCAAGGAUAUUGCUUUAAAACAAACGUGCUGGGAGGAGAAAUAGACGCUUUUCCAGAAUUGAAACUGGCACAUAACUUUGGUUUCAAUUUCUAAGUCUGGGAUAUAUUCCUCCUCACACACUACUAUCGGAAUUUGCGUGUUCCUCAUGGGAACUGAAGCCAGCCUAUUCAAUGUUCUUUGUCAUUGUGCCAAGAACUCAUUGUAACCAGUCACCUGCCUUUCUAUACUUUUAUUAUGGGCCUUUUUACAUAGAAGAUAAACUGCAGAAUUGUGAAAGAAAGAAGAAAAAAAAUGUUACAAGUGAUUGUCAAAGGUAAAGUUUUUUUCUCAGUACUGGUCUGAUUUUCAGUUAUCCUAGGGCCUUUCAGAGAAAGGUAUGUGUGUGUGUGUAAAACUCCUUAGAAUCACUACAAGCUAACACAUACUAAAGGUUUUAAAGAAGUUGUAGCACAGGGUGUCAAACUCACAUCAUCACAUGACAUAUCACAACUUUUUUCCUCUUCGCUUAAACCGGGGGUGGGCAUGGCCAGCACAUAAUGCAUCCGGGCUGUGAGUUUGACACCUCUGCUGUAGCAGAUAGAAGGAGGGAAUGUGAAGCAGAUGUGCCAGAUGAUUCAUGGCCAUGGAGAAGACCCAGGAAGGAGCCUGAUGCAUCCGAAGCCAGCAGAAGGAAAACAUAGCCAGCAAAAAGAGCCAGCAGAAGGAAAACAUAGCUUUGGAUUCUAGACAGUGGCACAGCAAACUCCAUGUGGUUGACGUUCUGGAUUACAAGGCAAUGGAGAAGAGAGCACUAUAAUCACCAUGUAAAAAGCUGGCUUGAGAAAGAAGGAAACAGAUUGGUUACUGUUAAUAAUAUUAUAUUUGCCUCGAGAUAUGGCUUCAGAAUUGAAGGAUUGUUGAAUUUAGCUGUGAUAAAGUAAUAAAAUGGCUUCAGAGUUGAAGAAUUGUUGAAUUUAGCUGUGAUAAAAUAAUAAAAUGAUAUGUGUUCAUAAUUAGAAAGUACUAAAAGUUUUCUAUUCAAUCCCUUGCCUACCUUAAUUAAGAUCCAUUUCAUGUGAUCCUGGACAUACUUAUUGUUUACAUCUGGUUGAUUACUAUUGUGGGAAAUAUAUAUUCACCUGAUGAAUAUUAAUCUUAUAGGUAAUCUUUACAAUGUUCCAAGAUAUAUUAACACUUCUAACAAAAACUUGGCAAUAAUCAUUUUUCCUCUCCUACAACAUCUUUCCCAAAUGUUGUUCUCAACCAGCAUGGACAAAGGAGCUAGGUUUCUCUACAUUUUGUAUAGUGCAUGAUGAUACUGGUUUUUCCCUUUAAAUUUAAAUAAGCUUCCACAGGAGGGAAACCUUUCCCUGAAGAGAAUGCAUUUGGGCUAGAGGAAUAGCAGAGAAAAAGAUGCUGAUAGAAAACUAAUGGGGCUAAUAUUUGGAGAAAAUUAGUAGAUUUUGCUAAAUCAAUACAACAUGUUUGAAUAAAAUGUUUUCAUUGAAAUUGAUCACAAGAAUCACAACAACCCAUGCUAAUAGAAAAGCUGAAACACCCUCUUUUUUUUCUUAAUAAUUAAAAGUAACCAUAAUAGUUAAAUAUUUUUAAGAGUUAAAGUGCAAGAGGAGGGUUAUUUCUCAUUAC